Messenger RNA from Oryctolagus cuniculus (rabbit), 4015 nucleotides. Lineage: Eukaryota; Metazoa; Chordata; Mammalia; Lagomorpha; Leporidae. The record is from RefSeq and is a predicted model, not a curated record.
ACUCACAAAGGUGGGCAGCACCCACAUUCCCCUCAAAGCACCGGCAGGUGAGAAACAGCUCCCCCGGAUCCUGUUAGGGAAGAAACAUCUCAAAAGUUCCAUCUCAAGGAAAGAAGAAAUGAAGUGGCUCGGUUACCUUAUUAUUUGCUUUUAAACCGGUGUCUGCGGAAAUGUGGCUCUUUGGACUCCAGGCUCAGAAGCAUGUGAGGGAUGGUGCCUUGAGUGAAUGACCGCUUUGGAGAGAGAUCUUCCGUGUCCCUCGCUGUGACCCAGCCCAGCCAGAAAACGGAGGAAGACUCGGCAGACCCCGUGCCCCCCAGGCCUCUUCUGCACAGCAAGACACCUGUCUGCUCCGUGGCUUCCAGGAGCCUGGAGGCGAGAGGCACCCAGUCCUGGCUCAUGUGUGGGGGGCCUCGCUAGCCAUGGCACACCUACUCGGCUUCCUGCUGCUGCUGCUGGGGCUCUGUGGGGAUCUGGUUUCAGGAGGGCAGCCCUCAGCCCCACGCCCUCUGGAGGCUUUGAACUACACAUUGCCUACAGCGAAAUACAGGAUCCAGCAAGCCUACGAAGUGGGGCCCAUCGGCGCUCUCUUCCGGAUGGUGCACGUCUUCCUGUACGUGGUCCAGCCGCAUGCCUUCCCUGAAGAUACUGUAAGAAAAAUCAUACAGAAGAAGUUUGAGCCUUCAGUUGACUAUGAAAAGGUUGUCUACUACGAGAUGGGGAUCAUCAUCUGCAGUUUCCUGGGACUGCUCUUUAUCCUCCUGAUGCCCCUGGUGGGCUGCUUCGUCUGCAUAUGUCGCUGCUGCAACAAGUGCGGGGGGAAGAUGCACCAGCGGGAGAAAGAGGACAUGGUGUUCCGCAGGAAGUGCCUGGGCGCCACCCUCCUGGUGAUCUGCAUCCUCAUCAGCCUUGGUAUCAUCUACGGCUUUGUGGCCAACCACCAGGUGAGGACGCGGGUGAAAAGGACGCGGAGACUGGCAGACAGCACCUUCAGAGACCUGCGGACCUUCUUGGACCAGACUCCGAAGCAAAUCAAGUACAUAUUGGCCCAGUACAACACCACCAAGGACCUGGCAUUCUCCGAUUUGAACAAUAUUAACUCAAAACUGGGAGGUGAGAUCUGUGGACAACUGAAGCCGGUGGUGAUUCCAGUCCUCGAUGAGAUCAAGGCCAUGGCCACAGCCAUCAGAGAGACCAAGGAGGCCCUGGAGAGCAUGAAGAGCAGCUUGGACAGCCUGCACAGCAGCAGCGAGCAGCUGAACAGGAGUCUGACGGACGUCAGAACCAGCGUGGAGCAGUCCCUCCAGGACCCCCAGUGCCUGGUGCAGCCGGGCGUGGAGACUUGCAGCAGCAUCCAGACCUCUCUGAGCCAACUGCAGGGCAACUCUGAGCUGGGUCAGCUCCCAUCAGUGGAUGCAGAACUUAACAAAGUUAAUGAUGUUCUGAGUACUGAUUUGGAUGGCAUGGUUGAACAGGGCUACAAAUCCUUCAAUGACAUACCUGAGAGGGUACAACAGCAAAGCACGGCCGUCGUAGCAGAGAUCAAAAAGGUCUUGGAUUCCACUGGUUCAGAAAUCGACAGUGUAACCCAACAGCUCCCUAUCAAGGAGACACUGGACAAUUUCAUCGGUUACAUGAAUGAGUCUGAGAAGUACCUGCACGACAUUUUGCCCAAGGUGGAAGAAGCUGACUCCUACUGGUGGCUGGUCUGCUUGAUCAUCUGCUUCCUGCUGACUCUCAUCAUAAUUUUCUUUAACCUGGGCUUACUGCUGGGCGUCUGUGGCUACAACAGGCUGGCCACCCCCACCACCAGGGGCUGCGUCUCCAACACUGGAGGCAUCUUCCUCAUGGUGGGGGCUGGAUUGAGCUUCCUCUUUUCCUGGAUAUUGAUGCUCCUCGUGGUUGUUGCUUUUAUCGUUGGUGCAAACAUGGAAAAACUGAUCUGUGAACCUUACGCCAACAGGAAGCUAUUCCGGGUUUUGGACACACCCUAUCUUCUGAAUGAGGAUUGGAAGUACUACCUCUCUGGCAUGGUUCUUAGUAAACCAGAUAUUAAGCUCACUUUUGAACAAGUUUACAGCGACUGCAAAGAUGAUAAAGGCAUUUAUACCACACUUCAGCUGCAGAACCGCUUCAACAUCACCGAGCAGCUCGACAUCGGACAGCAUACUCAAAAACUAGUCAGGGAAUUUGAAAGCAUGAACAUAAAUCUUGACGGCAUCGUGCUGCUGGAUGACUCAGGAAAAAGAAACCUGCAGGAAUUUUCUGAAUGUGGAAUAGACAAAAUCGAUUAUGCCAGCUACCUCACACAGACUGGAAAAUCUCCCACAAAAGUGAACCUUUUAUCAUUUGCAUACGAUCUAGAAGCCAAAGCCAACCAUUUGCCCCCAGGAAAUUUGAAAAACUCCAUGAAGGAGGCUGCACAAAAUAUUACAGCAAUUCACGAGCAGCAAGUCAUUCCGAUGGAACAGUCACUGGUCACUUUGCACAGAAGUGUCAAGACACUGCAGCGCACGAGCGGCAGCUUGCAGGGAGUGAACAAGACCCUUUACUCUUUGGAUGACGCCCAGAACUUCAUCACAAGAAAUAUUUCAUCUAUUAUUAUUAAAGAAACUAAGAAGUUUGGGAGAACUAUAAUAUCACAUUUUGAGUAUUAUCUGCAGUGGGUUGAGUAUGCUAUCACUGAGAAACUGGCAUCCUGCAAACCCGUGGCCACGGCCCUAGACUCCACUGUCCAAGUCAUUUUUUGUACCUACCUCACCGACCCUCUGAAUUUGUUUUGGUUUGGCAUAGGAAAAGCUACUUUGCUUUUACUUCCGGCUCUAAUUCUUGGUAUAAAGCUGGCCAAGUACUAUCGUCGGAUGGAGUCAGAGGACGUGUAUGACGAUGAUGUUGAAACUGUACCCCUGAAAAAACCCUUACGUUAUUGACAGCUGGUGUUGAAAUUGCUUGAGCAUCAAGACACUCUAAGUGGCGAGCAUCGCAGACUUCUGUAGUUUCUGGGGCUGCACGGAUCUCCCCAGUCCUGGAGGCGCUCUGACGGCAAUGCAGCGACGCACGGGCACCAGGAAGCGUGUCCUUGGUCUCGGGGCUGUGCUCUGUUGGGAAUGAACAUAAUCACACCUACAGCCUUGUCUCCAUCCCUGUUCAGGCGUGACCCUCCCCUCGCCUGUGUACUUUUACUUUUUCACACCGGGUUCCUGUUGAGACACUACAACACACAGGGUGUGGGAUCUUGUUCAUGCGUUUCGGCGUCAGCAGCUGCUGAGCUGUGGGGGCUGGGUUUCCAACAGAACACCAUCUGGCUUACAGGAAAGAUGCAUUUUGUGUCUAAUAAAUUGUGUAUAGACCUGUGUUACCACAAUCAGAGUAUUUUUACACCAGUGAGUAUUGUAGGAUUUCUCUUCUCAAUGAACUCCCUGUCGGGUCAGUGCUGACUUACGGGUGCUGCGGAAAAGACUCCAUUUUGGCUGCGCAUGCUCAGAACCCACAGUGUCAGCUUCCUCUUGGGGAUGUGCAUCUACUUUGCCCAUGAUGUGUCAAGUUCUCUUUGGAAACAGGCUACAAGAGCAGUCCCAGAGCAAGGUGGUUAUUCUGUCCAGGAAAUGAGAGAGAGAGAGAGAGAUCUUGAGAAAGAGAUGCUAUUCAGAAAGUGGAGUGAUUUAGACAGAUGCCAAUUACGGGGUACACUUUCAUGGAACUUUCUGAUCUAUUGGGAUAAACGUUGAUGGAGUGCAGCUAACAUAAAUGACAUCUGGAUGCUAAAGGCAAGUAUAAGAAGGUCCUGUUGGGAUUCUUAGGUUUGGUACUCAAUGUGAGUGAGUCAUUUGAGCUUGGUCUUUAAAAGCACAAAGUAAAUAUCCAUUUCCUUUGAGGUUUUUACCUGGGGUCAGCAGUAAAAAAACUGGGCAGAUUAAAUUCAGCCUCUGUUUUAAAGUAGGCAUUUUCCCAGGCAUUUGCGUGCGCAGGCCACCAUCCUGAUCCAUUUCAAUAAAGAGGAACUUGUCAAAUUUGA